Molecule: messenger RNA, 1508 nt
Organism: Xiphophorus hellerii (green swordtail)
Lineage: Eukaryota; Metazoa; Chordata; Actinopteri; Cyprinodontiformes; Poeciliidae
Product: cilia- and flagella-associated protein 251-like
Exons: 1
Source: RefSeq, a predicted model, not a curated record
GAAAAGGAGGAGGAGGAAGAGGAGGAAGAGGAGGAGGAAGAGGAGGAGGAACAAAAGGAGGAGGAGGAAGAGGAGGAGGAGGAGGAAGAAGAGGAGGAGGAAGAAAAGGAGGAGGAGGAAGAGGAGGAGGAGGAGGAAGAAGAGGAGGAAGAGGAGGAGGAGGAAGACAAGGAGGAGGAGAAAGAGUAGGAGGAGGAAGACAAGGAGGAGGAGGAAGAGGAGGAGGAGGAGGAGGAGGAAGAGGAAGAAGAGGAGGAGGAAGACAAGGAGGAGGAGGAAGAAGAGGAAGAGGAGGAGGAGGAAGAGGAGGAAGAGGAGGAGGAGGAAGACAAGGAGGAGGAGGAAGAGGAGGAGGAAGAGGAGGAAGAGGAGGAGGAGGAAGAAAAGGAGGAGGAGGAAGAGGAGGAAGACAAGGAGGAGGAGGAAGAGGAGGAGGAGGAAGACAAGGAGGAGGAGGAGGAAGAGGAAGAAGAGGAGGAGGAAGACAAGGAGGAGGAGGAGGAAGAGGAGGAGGAGGAGGAAGAAGAGGAAGAGGAGGAGGAGGAAGAGGAGGAGGAAGAGGAAGACAAGGAGGAGGAGGAAGAAGAGGAGGAAGAGGAGGAGGAAGAAGAGGAAGAGGAGGAGGAGGAAGAAAAGAAGGAAGAGGAAGAGGAGGAGGAGGAAGACAAGGAGGAGGAGGAAGAGGAGGAGGAGGAAGAGGAGGAGGAGGAAGAGGAGGAGGAUUCAACAGAUCUAAGGAGAAGAAACGAAGAAAACAGAAAAAAAACAUGAAAGAGGUGAAGAGAGGAGGAGCGCUGGCCGACCUCCAUGAUGAAGAGUCGCUGGGAUUCUUCAUCACUUCAUUUCCCCUGAAGAGGAGAAGAACUGAGAAUAAUAAUUAGUGACAGAAAAACCUCAAAGCAACAAUUAAAACAGAUUGAAAAGCAAGAAGAAGCUUCCUGAUGUUUACUAAAGGAAACUUUCCACGUUUCAGAACCAAAACGCUCCAGAUGAAGCUGCAGGAAGUCCAGCUCAUAAUUCAUAAAACCAAAACUAAUAAGAGAAGAUUUACAGAUCAGCAGGUCAGUGAACGCAUCAUGACCAUUUCUCACUUUGGGACACUGCUGCCAGAGCUCAGGGCCCAAAGAUCCGAAGGAAUUUCUGACGCUGCCUGAACGCCUCAUGACAGGUAGAAGAGGAGAUGAAGAGGAGAUGAAGAGGAGCAGAGGGGGCAACAUUGUCAUGCCUGGGGCAAAGGGGGGUAGUUUAAGAGGCCACAGGGGCAGAACAGAAAAUCACAGGAAAGUGUCAAUCAGGAGAGCAAUGAAGCAACACACACACACACACACACACCCACACACACACACACACACACACAGCUUCGACACGGCUCUGAUCAGGGAUGAAGGUCAGUACUGCUGUAUUUUAUUCAAACAGAAACGAUGUGAUCUCAGUUAUUUCAAGCAUCUGAUGGUGAUAAUCUGACAUGUUAAAGUUCAGUAAUCUGUCAGGAAACAGGAAGUUUUUAG